Molecule: messenger RNA, 1748 nt
Organism: Aethina tumida (small hive beetle)
Lineage: Eukaryota; Metazoa; Arthropoda; Insecta; Coleoptera; Nitidulidae
Product: putative aminopeptidase W07G4.4
Exons: 7
Coding region: 139-1683 (514 amino acids)
Biological process (GO): proteolysis
Cellular component (GO): cytoplasm
Molecular function (GO): manganese ion binding; metalloaminopeptidase activity
Source: RefSeq, a predicted model, not a curated record
AAGACGCUGCUGCGCGGUAUUAUCACAAAUACGUAAACAAACAUACUCCCACCAACGUGGGAUGCACGGCAGGCACAUUAAAAAUCCGAAUCAGCUGUUUUCCCACAGUUGUGUGCCGCACUCAAAACCCACCACGUAAUGAAAGAAAACGGACCACCAAACGUGAAAAUCGUCGCCGAAUCCAAUCUGGAUUCGACGUCGUAUGACGCCUUGAUCCUGGUGUCGGCGCCGGGCCGACAGCUGAGGGCGGCGGUCGUCCUCCAGGACACAGUCUCAUCGGCCCUCUCGUUGGAUCCGUCCCUGGCCACCGAACUGGCUAUCCUGCCCGUCGAGCUGUCGCCGGGCAGGUUGGUGCUGGCACCCACAGGAAGAAUCGAUCCCGACUACGACGACGUACGUGUUUUCAAGAACGCGGCCGUCAAGGCGGUCAGGCGGGCGCUCAAGGCGGGGAUUAACCGGCCGCUUCUCGUUCUCGAGGAGCACGAGGGUUUCCGGAAUGCGGAGCUGGUCACUUUGUUGGGAGCGCUGGAAGCUCUGUACACGCCCAUCCAAGUUCGGGAACACAACCCCACGAGGAAAAAUAAGGUCGAAUACUUAGGCGUCUUCACAAACGACUUAAACAAGACCAAUGAACUGAUAAACUUGGCAAAUAUCCUGGAAACUGGCAGAAGGAUAGCUUGCGACAUUGGGGAUGCGGAUCCGGAAAGAAUGUGCCCCCCAAAUGUGGAAGAAUACGUGUUAUCGGCUUUAGCUCCCUGUAAUUUAAAAAUCGACGUGGUGAAGGAGCUAUCCGUUAUCGAAAAAGAUUACCCCCUGUUCGAGGCCGUGAAUCGUGCCGCCAAACACCAGGCUCGUCACCAAGGCAGGAUCAUGUAUUUGGAGUACGCCCCCAAGGAAAACCAGAUCAAAGAAACCAUCUAUUUGGUGGGAAAAGGCGUGACCUACGACACCGGUGGUGCCGAUGUUAAGGUCGGGGGCGCCAUGCUUGGUAUGUCCAGGGACAAGUGUGGUGCUGCUGCUGUCGCAGGUUUCAUGUACAUCGUGGGCAUGCUGAAGCCAGCUCAUUUGAGAGUUGUGGGCGCCUUAAGUGUUGUUCGCAACAGCAUUGGAUCCGACAGUUAUGUCGCCGAUGAAGUUAUCACCGCAAGGUCCGGUGCCAGGGUCAGAGUCAUCAACACCGAUGCCGAGGGCAGGAUGGUUAUGGCCGAUGUUCUCUGUAAAUUGAAGGAGGACGCGUUGAACGCCGUGAACCCCCAUCUUUUCACCAUCGCCACCUUAACCGGACACGCACACCGCACCGUCGGAGGGGGCUACUCAAUCGUGAUCGACAACGGACCGGCCAGGAAAGCAGGCAACGACAAAAAACUUCAAGAAGCUUCGGAUUUAAUCGGGGAUCCCUUCGAAAUAUCGACGUUGAGACGUGAAGAUUUUGCUUCGCAUAGGGGAGUAGCUGAAGGCGACGACGUCGUGCAGGGACAAUCCAAGCCGUCGACUCAAUCCUGCCGCGGUCAUCAAGGUCCCAUGGCAUUUUUGGUUUUGGCAUCCGGCUUAGACCAACACGGUUCGGGCAGUGAGAAGCCUUUGAAGUACAGCCAUCUGGACAUCGCUGCUUCUGCCGGCGACCAUCCGGAUCCGGCGACUGGGGCGCCAAUUUUAGCUUUGGCGAAGAAGUUUUUGUUUUAAUUUGCAUUUAUUUUAUAAGAAUUUUCAUCAGUGGUUACUUAAAUAAAAUUUAUAUGGACAUUUAA